Exophiala aquamarina CBS 119918 is the source of this 1077-nucleotide messenger RNA. RefSeq lists its product as uncharacterized. The coding region runs from base 1 to 1077 and encodes 358 amino acids. The transcript has 2 exons. The record is from RefSeq and is a predicted model, not a curated record. Lineage: Eukaryota; Fungi; Ascomycota; Eurotiomycetes; Chaetothyriales; Herpotrichiellaceae.
AUGGCGUCUUCCCAAGCAGGUUUGAAAACAAUAGUUUUCAUCGGAGGUACCGGCGCGCAAGGCAGAGCGGUACUCCAGUAUCUCUCCGCGCUGAAUGAAUACCGAAUCUUGGUUCUUACUCGUUUCUUGACCGGCCAGCCAGCGAAAGAGCUCUCCAAACUUUCCAACGUUGAGCUCGUCGAGACUCAAGCUCCUUCUGGCUAUGACCUCGACGCAUUUCUUACCGCGGCAAAGCAGUCCGACUACGCCUUCAUCAACACUGAUGGCUUCGCUGUAGGAGAGAUUGCUGAGACAUACUGGGGCAUCCGACUCUUUGAGGUCGCAAGACAAGCAGGCGUCAAGCAUUUCGUCUACAGCGGGCUGGAUUCUCUCGCUAGAGAGCCAUUGUACGAAGCUGACAAGCACUAUGUUGGUCAUUACAUGGGCAAGGCAAGGGUGCAAGAGUUCCUGCGGGCUCAACCAACCUCGCCCAUGAAAUGGACGAUCAUCACCUCUGGCCCGUAUAUCGAAAUGCUCCAUGAAUUCCUCCAACCAUCUCCGCCAACAGAAGCCAACCCAAGGCUGGAGUUCAGCUUGCCGCUAGGCAGCGGUUCAGUUCCAUUCAUCCACCUUGACGACUUCGGACGGUACCUCGCGUGGACGCUAUCCCACCCCAACGAAUCCACCGGCCUCACCCUCGGCAUCGCAAUCGCACACAUCUCGGGACCCGAGCUCGCUGCCGCAUACACGAGCGCGACCGGCCGACCCGCUGCGUACACCGACGAGCCCAUCGCAGAAUGGCUGGCAUCCCACUUCUCGGAGCUCCCAUCCGGCGCAGACACCAAGGUCGGCGCCCAAAAUACCACCGACCAGAACACGCUCACGCUCACUUUCGGGGAGAACUUCACCAACUGGUGGAAUCUCUACCGCGCAUCGGCGCGCAACGAGGGCUUGAUCAAGCGCGACUACGCGCUUCUCGACAGCAUCCUGCCGGACAGAGUGCGAAGUGCAGAGGAGUGGUUCCGGAAGGUCGAGUACGACGGGGCCAGGAAGCAAUUGUUUUGGAAUGCAAAAGCGAGAGGCGGGAACGAAGACUGA